Molecule: messenger RNA, 1474 nt
Organism: Mytilinidion resinicola
Lineage: Eukaryota; Fungi; Ascomycota; Dothideomycetes; Mytilinidiales; Mytilinidiaceae
Product: NmrA-domain-containing protein
Exons: 1
Coding region: 416-1348 (310 amino acids)
Source: RefSeq, a predicted model, not a curated record
AGGUCCGUUGUGAAGGGCGAGAUGCACAAGAGGGCCAAGGUGAAUUGAUUGAUAAGCUACAAGGAGCAAAUCUACCAUCAGACGUCUGCUGGAUCCAUAUAUCGCUCCGUUUCUGGUCCACGGGUAGCCACGUAGUCCACAGCUCACAAGCCUCACGCGUCAACACAAGCUGCGGAGUCCCGUGAAAUAUUCAUGGAGCCCCGUGAAACUCGCUUCUUUCUUUAUAAUGCUCGGCGAUGAAGACUCUCCGAAAAGCAUCGGAUGAUAUCUCUCUCUUGUCAACUUCAAAAGUAUAAUAAGAUCAAGGAUACCCGCUUUCCUCCAGAAAAAUCAUCAAACUCGAAAAACUUCCCUCGGAAAAGCCAACAGUCACAAAACCCAUAUCCAAGACUUCUGCCUCUAAACAACCCAAAACAUGUCCAAAAUCCUUGCCAUCUUUGGCGCUACCGGCCAACAAGGCGGUUCAGUUUUGAACUAUGUGCUGAACGACCCAGAGCUCUCCCAAAAGUACAAGAUCCGCGCCAUCACCCGCGAUGUCAACUCGGAGAAGGCCAAGCAGCUCAAGGAGAAGGUCGACGUCGUCCAGGGCGACGUAUCCAGCCGAGCCUCCCUCGAGACAGCUCUGACCGGCGUGCACACCGUCUUCGCCAUGACAACACCCUUCAUCGGCCCCGACGCCUUGGAGAAAGAGUUCAACAACGGCAAGACGAUUGCCGACGUCGCCGUUGAGAAAGGAGUCCAGUAUUUCAUCUUCAGCACUCUGCCGUCAGUCCGCGACAUCUCUAGUGGCAAAUACACCGCAGUCACCCCCUUCGACGCCAAGGCAGAGAUCGAGAAGUACAUUCGAGGCCUUCCUAUCAAGAGUGCCUUCUACUGCCCUGGCUCGUUCAUGGAGAAUUUCGCGUUCCAGGCCUUCUUGGCUCCAAAAGAGGCUCCCGAUGGCACCUGGGUUAUGUCCCGACCCAACUCUCCCAAGACUACGAUGCCCUUGAUCGACGCUGUCGGGAACUCAGGCAACUUCGUUGGCGCCAUCCUCGCCGAGCCCGACAAGUACGAAGGCAAGAGGUUCUGCGCCGCCACUAGACUGUACACCUUGGAGGAAAUAGUCGCCGUCUUGUCCAAGGCCACAGGAAAGACUAUCGUCUACAAGCAGAUCCCCGUUGAGGACUUCAAGAAGACCAUACCGUUCAUGGCUGACGUUUUCGCUGAAGGGUUUCAAGCCCAAGAGCAGUGGGGCUACUUCGGCCCAGGCGAGAAGGAGUUGGUAGCUUGGGCUGCUGAGAACGCCCGAGGCAGACUCACCCCGUUCGAAGAGUACUUCGAGACACAUCCUAUUCAGUUCACAUGAACGAGCACUAUGGGGCCCACGACUGCGAGGAUGAGUUGACCUGGUGGUGAUCACUUGUUGAAACAUCCGAUAGGUAUACAUAGCACUUUUCAUCACGGACUAGCCGUAAAGACGAAUACCCAAACC